UCCCCAAGUCAGCUAGUACUAGUUUGUUAUCACCAAAAACCUUAACACACUCAUUUCCUCUCUCUCUCUCUCUCUCUUUCAGAGUUUCAGUCUCAGCUGAGAAAAACCAAAAGAAUCGAUCGGAGAUGGCGAGCGCGGUGGACGCAGCAGGAGAUCCGAUCCCGACGUCGGCGGUGCUGACGGCGGCGGCGAAGCACAUUCAGUUCAGAUGCCAAGAGGAGAACGUGGCCUUCCUCAAGUGCAAGAAGAAGGACCCCAAUCCCGAGAAGUGUCUCGACCAAGGUCGCCAAGUCACUCGCUGCGUCCUCACCUUGCUGAAAGAUCUUCAUCAGAGGUGCACGAAAGAGAUGGAUGAGUACGUUGGAUGCAUGUAUUACAAUACAAAUGAAUUUGAUUUAUGUCGCAAAGAGCAGGAGGAAUUCGAGAAAAAAUGCCCAUUGGAAUGAGAACAUACUCUUUGUCCCACCAUGAUUGCAAUAAUAUAUGCAGUGUGCAAUGAGCAAAUACUGUUGCGUACAAUUUCAGUAGAUCUUGUUUUUCGAUCUGAGCUGUUUUCUAUUUGUAUGUCCAAAUUUUGCUUGGGGAAUGCUACCUAGCAGGAAAAUGUUUCACAUUUUUAAGCAUAAAGGAUUACUUCUAUUGUAGCAGGAA
This is a messenger RNA of Rosa rugosa (rugosa rose), 651 nucleotides long. Its product is annotated as NADH dehydrogenase [ubiquinone] 1 alpha subcomplex subunit 8-B. The record is from RefSeq and is a predicted model, not a curated record. Lineage: Eukaryota; Viridiplantae; Streptophyta; Magnoliopsida; Rosales; Rosaceae. Bases 126 to 446 code for a protein of 106 amino acids. The transcript has 3 exons. Gene Ontology annotation, biological process: mitochondrial electron transport, NADH to ubiquinone.